Mesorhabditis spiculigera is the source of this 1584-nucleotide messenger RNA. Lineage: Eukaryota; Metazoa; Nematoda; Chromadorea; Rhabditida; Rhabditidae. The record is from the annotation of a GenBank genome assembly.
AUGCCGAAGCACCACGACUUCCCUCACAAUCCACUAUGUCAUUGCAGCUCAUGCACGCUUCACCCCCAUGAUCUGGAGUAUGAGAAAGAGCGCGUGUUUCUCUACGACGCGAUGGCAAGCAAAGCGACCCGGGACGCGAUCUUCGAAGACCAGUUCAAAUCGGCCGUCACCCAUCUGGCCGAUCUGAAAAAGGCGGCCGGCACGCAGAAUGUUUUCCGCACCACAUACGUCAAGUUGGAAGGGCAAAUGAAGUCGCAGGUCGUCGAGAUGAUGAACGAGAGCCGCGAUCCGGUCGAAUUGUUUUCCGAUCGGGGUGAACAUGAUGGAGAGCCGGUGUUGGCGCGUCAACUCGUCGAUCUGAACAUCAGCGAAUGCGUGAACCACUUCCGGGUGAAGUUUUGGAUGCAGAAGCACUGGCGCUGUGGACCCGACACUCCGCAAAGGCCCUGGAACAACCAGUCAUCAAUUACCGCCUUGUUGCUGUCUAUUCUGGCUCCAGUUGUGCCACUCAUUCUCGCGCGGAGGUUCGCCUACUCGAACACUCCAUUCUUCCGUUGGGUGGCCGGUCUCUCGUCUCAUGUCGUCUUCCUGGGUCUCGUCAUAUUUCGGCUGUUCUGGGAUGAGGACAAAUCUUCGAUGCGAAACACGCGGCUCGAGUACACGUUCUACCUCGACUGUGUCAUCUUUGCCUUCGUCCUGUCCAAUCUGAUUCUUUUACAGGCUCGACUGGUCCGGCGUGGCUUGAAGUCAUUCAUGUGCGAUUGGUGGAAUUGGAUCGAGACACUGAUCGGAAUCAACGGCGUCAACUUUUUCGUGGCUUCCUGCUACGUGAAGAUCGAAUUGGUGACUGGCCUGCCGUCGCUUGUCCAUCGCCGUCAUUUGCCUCCAACAGACCACGUGCUGAUGGCAGAAGCUUCGCUAGCCAUGUUGACGUUGUUGCUCGUCGUCCGCUUCGCCUACCAUCUGCAACUCAGCCACAGCCUCGGGAAAUUCAUUGUGGCCGUCACUCAAUGUGCCGCGGAUUACAUGAAAUUCCUGGUGCUCCUCGUCGUGCUCUGCUCCGGUUUCGGGCUCGGUCUUUAUGGUGGGUUUUACGCGUGUAACGUCACACAGCCGGUCCUGCAUCCAUUCUCGGCCACCGACGAGGAAAAGUCGGGCGAAUUCAUCAAGAACAACGGCUUCCAGGUCUACUCCGGAAAUCUGGCGGAGGCGAUGUCGAACUUUUUCUGGAACGUCUUCGGGCUGAUUGACGAGGGCUACUCGCAGGCUCAUGCUGGCUUUGCAGGGCCAAACCAGGAGUCGGUGAACCCGGUGAUGACGAUGAUCGUGGCGCGUAUCAUUUUGUCGGCAUUCUUUCUAACCGUCGUCGUGGCUCUUCUCAACAUUAUGCUCUCGAUUUUGGUGGCUCGUCUCGAGGCGGCAAAGACAACCGACGAAUGGUCAUUCUACCGCACCAAAGUCAUCCUCGACUAUUUUAACUGGGAGAUGUCCUACAUACCACCAUAUAGCCUUCUCAUUCCCUUCCGCUCGCUUUGUGUCAAGACACCACCCGACGAAUCGGAGAAGACGCCGAAGGUGUGUCCG